AAAGUGCUGUGUCCCGCCGGUACCGGGUGGAUGGAGCUGAGUUGCGGAGUGGGGGGCAGCGCGGCAGCACCUCCGGGGCCUGGACCGCCCACCCCCGCCGCUGGCGCCGCCGCUCCCGGGCAGCCAAUGGAGAGUGAGGACUACGAGAGCCUGCCCAGCGGCGCCUCGCUCGGCACCCACAUGAUGGCCGGGGCGGUAGCUGGCAUCAUGGAGCACACGGUCAUGUACCCGGUGGACUCGGUCAAGACCAGGAUGCAGAGCCUGCAGCCGGACCCCAAAGCCCAGUACAGGAGUGUCUACGAAGCUCUGAAGAGGAUUGUGCUGACAGAGGGCUUCUGGAGGCCUUUACGUGGGAUUAAUGUCACCAUGCUGGGGGCUGGCCCUGCCCACGCCAUGUACUUCGCCUGCUAUGAGAACCUGAAAAAGUCCUUAAGUGACACUCUGCAGCAGGGAGGCAACAGCCACUUGGCCAAUGGUAUAGCUGGGAGCGUGGCCACGCUGCUCCACGACGCAGUGAUGAAUCCUGCUGAAGUGGUGAAGCAGAGGAUGCAGAUGUUCAACUCCCCCUACAAGUCUGUCCUGGCCUGCGUGAGGACGGUGCAGAGGACGGAAGGCUUUGGGGCCUUCUACCGCAGCUACACCACCCAGCUGACCAUGAAUGUCCCCUUCCAGGCCAUUCACUUCAUCACCUAUGAGUUCAUGCAGGAGCAGAUCAACCCCCACCGGGACUACAACCCCCAGUCCCACAUCGUCUCUGGCGCCGUCGCCGGGGCCGUGGCCGCCGCCGCCACCACUCCCCUGGACGUCUGCAAGACCUUGCUCAACACCCAGGAGAACGUGGCCCUGAGCUCUGUGAACAUCAGUGGCCACCUCUCGGGCAUGGUGAACGCUUUCAAGACUGUCUACCAGCUGGGAGGGCUGCCAGGGUACUUCAGAGGGGUGCAGGCUCGAGUCAUCUACCAGAUGCCUUCGACGGCCAUCGCCUGGUCCGUCUAUGAGUUCUUCAAGUACUUCCUCACGAAGCACAAGCUGGAGAGGAGAACAUCCUUGUGAAGCACUCGGCCCCAGGAGUCAACACCAGCCCCCUGGGGUCCUCCUCUGUGUGUGUCUGCAUCUGCAUGUGUGCCUGCAAGCCAGCCAG
This is a messenger RNA of Dryobates pubescens (Downy woodpecker), 1141 nucleotides long. RefSeq names its product solute carrier family 25 member 37 (gene SLC25A37). Gene Ontology annotation, molecular function: ferrous iron transmembrane transporter activity. NCBI's taxonomy places the organism in Eukaryota, Metazoa, Chordata, Aves, Piciformes, Picidae. The transcript is spliced from 4 exons. Gene Ontology annotation, biological process: iron import into the mitochondrion. The record is from RefSeq and is a predicted model, not a curated record. Gene Ontology annotation, cellular component: mitochondrial membrane. Bases 31 to 1053 code for a protein of 340 amino acids.